This is a messenger RNA of Culex pipiens pallens (northern house mosquito), 573 nucleotides long. RefSeq names its product huntingtin-interacting protein K. The coding region runs from base 97 to 459 and encodes 120 amino acids. Gene Ontology annotation, biological process: negative regulation of apoptotic process; protein stabilization. The record is from RefSeq and is a predicted model, not a curated record. The transcript has 3 exons. NCBI's taxonomy places the organism in Eukaryota, Metazoa, Arthropoda, Insecta, Diptera, Culicidae.
UCGGCACAAAAAAAUCUCGUCGGAGUGUUAUCGUCGUGUGCGGUCCGGGUUUUUGAGUUAUUUUUUCGCGCUCCUUCUCCAAAGAACCUGUCCCAAAUGGCCACCGAUCCGGAGGAAGUGAACGGCGUCGACGAGACGGCCGCGGACAAGCAGAAGCAGAAGAAAGCCUCCAAACACAACAGCGGCGCCGCCGAUCUGGAAAAAGUCACCGACUACGCCGAGGAAAAGGAAAUCACCUCCAAGGAGAUCACGAAUGCGGUAAACAUCUUCGAGGAGAAGCUGAACAAGGAAAAUGAGGCAAAGUUGGCCAAGGAGCGGGAACUGCAGAAGGUGCACGUGAAAAAGGAGGACAUUGAACUGAUUAUCAAAGAAAUGGAAAUCAGUCGAUCAAAGGCGGAAGAAACGCUGCGAGUGCACAGAGGGGACGUCGUGGCCGCGCUGGAAGCACUCACUGACUAGCUUUAGGAUCUCGGAACCGUUUUUGGAGCGUUUUCUAAUCGAAGGGGUAAACUCUUUUCAAUUUUCUUCAUAAGGCAAGGAACGAAGCCGAAAAUACAGUAGGUAAAUUGGAAA